CUGCAAUUUUUCCUGACAGCACUGACUUGAACUACCUCCCACUCUAUCUUCAUCAGCAACCCUCCCUACUGACAGUGUGUCAUUGUAGGACCAGUUGGACAAGCACUGAUUUACAACAGCAGUAACAAGGUGUGUCUGCUUCUCGCUGCAGUCAUGACUGAUUCCUUUCAGAAGGCUGUGGAGGAGGUGAAGGUACUACCUAAAAGACCAGAUCAGACAGAAAUCACCCAACUAUAUGGUUUAUAUAAACAAGCCAUAGUUGGUGAUGUUAACAUAGAACGUCCAGGGAUAUUGGACUUUACAGGAAAAGCAAAAUGGGAUGCUUGGAAAGCAAACCAAGGUCUGACCAAAGAUGAAGCAAUGGCAGCUUAUGUUCAGUUGGUAGAGCAGCUAAAGGCCAAAUAUGGAAACCAAUGAGUUUGUAGUUUUUCUCCCGUUUGCUUCUCACUUGAAGCUUCAAAGUAGAAAAAAAAGUAGAACUUAUUUGACAUGUUGCUGCAGUGUUUGGUACAUUACAACUGAGUAAGUAUACAUGCUAGAGGGGAAAGCUAAUUUGAAUUUCCACCAUUUAAAGGAAUAGGUCACCUUUUUGUGAAAUACAUUGUCGAGCUUUCUUGCUCAAAGCCUGUUUGUAGGUGUGUCUGAUUGUUGUACAACUAAAUCCAGCAAGCAUUUAGCUCAUCUUAGCAUUAGAACUUGAGGAAACUGCCUCUGCCUACCUUUUGUGGAAGCCAGAGUAGCUGGUUUAACAUGAAAGCCCUGUUGGUGCAACCAGGUCCCCAUUACUGCUCGCUUCAUUUUAGCAUACAGAUAUCAGGGUGCCAUCAAUUUAUUUCUUUCUCACCAAGACAGCAAAUACAUGUGUUUCCUACAAUUCUAAACUAUUCCCUUAAAUGCAGUUACUUUGCCAUCAUCUGUAUACAAGACUGAUGAUCACAAAUAAAGUCUUGUUCUUUUCCCCUCA
This is a messenger RNA of Amphiprion ocellaris (clown anemonefish), 964 nucleotides long. Its product is annotated as acyl-CoA-binding protein-like. The transcript has 4 exons. Gene Ontology annotation, biological process: fatty acid metabolic process. Gene Ontology annotation, molecular function: fatty-acyl-CoA binding. Bases 154 to 417 code for a protein of 87 amino acids. The record is from RefSeq and is a predicted model, not a curated record. NCBI's taxonomy places the organism in Eukaryota, Metazoa, Chordata, Actinopteri, Pomacentridae.